Messenger RNA from Archocentrus centrarchus (flier cichlid), 458 nucleotides. It is a transcript of the gene coa5, whose product is annotated as cytochrome C oxidase assembly factor 5. Bases 130 to 357 code for a protein of 75 amino acids. Gene Ontology annotation, biological process: mitochondrial respiratory chain complex IV assembly. The transcript is spliced from 3 exons. NCBI's taxonomy places the organism in Eukaryota, Metazoa, Chordata, Actinopteri, Cichliformes, Cichlidae. The record is from RefSeq and is a predicted model, not a curated record. Gene Ontology annotation, cellular component: mitochondrion.
CAUUUCAGAAAAAUGGUAGCUUACAGCUUUCAUAUUAACAUCGGACUGUCAGUGCUAUGAACUAGCUGCUUUUCGCACUUGUUAGUUAACUAGUACGGUGAUACUGGUGUUAAGAGUGAAUUCCGAACAAUGCCGAAAUAUUACGAAGAUAAAGAGGAGGAUACCAGAGCAUGCGCGGGCAUCAGAGAAGACUUUAAGGCAUGUCUCCUUCAGCACGACUGCGUUGUUAAGGAGGGAAAGAUGCCCAGUGAGUGUCUAAAGGAGGGCCACUGCAAAGCCCUGCAGACGUCCUUCUUUGAGUGCAAGAGAUCAAUGCUGGACACAAGGUCGAGAUUCAGAGGAAGGAAAGGUAACUGAGGAACCAGGUGAAUGCUGAUGGAGCUUUAGGGUUCAAGCAGCUCCAAGUAUGUGUAAUGAUGCCCAGUGAAUGAUCAGCAUUACAAAGACCUGCUGGAGAC